Messenger RNA from Closterium sp. NIES-67, 1575 nucleotides. NCBI's taxonomy places the organism in Eukaryota, Viridiplantae, Streptophyta, Zygnematophyceae, Desmidiales, Closteriaceae. The record is from the annotation of a GenBank genome assembly.
GUCGUCCCCAGUAUAAUUUCUUCAUCCACUCCUCCAUUCUUGCCCCAACCUCGCCCGUCACCAGGAUCCCACAAUCAUUCUUUACUUACUCAAGUUUUACGGCUCUUUAUUCUCGUCGCGUUCCUCCAUUCGCCUGCUCUUCCCGUCCACUUUUUCUCCUGCUCUUCCCGUCCACUUUUUCUCCUGCUCUCUCUCUCUCGCUCUCCCUCGCUCGUCGCCAUGGCGCCAACAGCGGGAGCUGGGACUGCCAAGAUGCUGAGCAAGCUAGAGGCGAGUGUGAAGGCAGGGAACUUCUACGAAGCACAGCAGCUCUACAAGAGCGUCAGCGCCAGGUACCUGAGUCGGGGGGGCGCACGGGCAGAGGACGCAGUGGAGCUGCUGCAGAGCGGUGCGUGCGUGCAGCUGCAGCAGCGGCAGGUGACAUGCGGCACGGAGCUUGCUCUGCUGCUCGUUGACGCGCUCUCCUCCACGCAUGCACCGCACUCGCAAGCCACUGUUGACCGACUGCUCGCCAUCAACGAUGCCUUCAAGCCUCUGCUCUCACACCAACCCGCCUCGCCCCCUGCUGCUGCUGCCAAUGCUGCUGCUGCUGCUGCGGCUGGUGUUGAGUCUGCGAGUGAGAGCCGGGAGCAAUCAGCAGCAGCAUCAGAGGCAGCAGCGUCGUCUGAGGUGUCUUCCGCGUUUGACGGCUGCUUGUCCUUCCUCAAAGCUGCCAUUCGCUGGUCCCUGCGGUCGGAGGGGGCGCCAAGGCACGGUGCACCAGAGCUGCAUGACGCGCUGGCUGUGCUGCUGUGGACGCAUGGCGCCACUCAGGACUUAGAGGUAGCGAGCCGGCACUUUGUGCUGGGGCGAGACACCAAGGCAUUCUGCUCCGUGCUGUGCCAAGUCAUGGAGCAGGCCUUCCCAGACGAGGUCGACCUGGUGCUCGCCAGAGCAGUGCUGCAGUACCUAGCGGUGGGCAACAUGAGGGGGGCCAACGGGCUGAUGGACGACAUCACAGGGGGAGGAGCACAGAGCAGUGCACCGCCUCUGCCCGACUCCCCUCUCAUGCACUUCCUCCGCUUCCUCCUACUCACGUUGGAGCGUGACGCGCUGCCUCUGUUCCUGCUGCUGCGCAAGGUGUAUGCCCCCAGCAUCCGCCGUGACCCCCAAUUCCACUCUUAUCUGGACGAGAUAGCUCAUCGCUACUACAAGGUGGCGCGGCCCUCAGGGGGAGGGGACUUUAUGGGCGGCCUGCUGCAGAUGCUCAUGGGUUGAUCGUGCUGCACACAAGGACAGCACGGAUUGGCAGCACAUACCAACAGCACGAACGCCACAAACUUACAGCACACAACACGAUGCAGUCAGCACAGCAUAAGACGCAUACACAGCACGCAGCUGGUUUUCCACUCCACAGGAAAAUGACGUUUACAAAAGCAUAAAGCUGACGCUAGCAAAUGGGUAUGCCAUAAUGCUUGUUGCGACCGAUAGGGUUGCUUGUAUUGUGACACGACUUUCAGAGUGUGCAGUGCGGUUGUCAUAGCAUUUCAUAUCUCGAUGAUACAGCACACUCAUAGUUGAAGUACAUGGAUGUUC